Molecule: messenger RNA, 3785 nt
Organism: Anguilla rostrata (American eel)
Lineage: Eukaryota; Metazoa; Chordata; Actinopteri; Anguilliformes; Anguillidae
Gene: il17rd
Product: interleukin 17 receptor D
Exons: 13
Coding region: 101-2395 (764 amino acids)
Molecular function (GO): interleukin-17 receptor activity
Source: RefSeq, a predicted model, not a curated record
GGAACCUAUAGACCCACACGAGGGAUAACGAUAUUCGUCAAAGCAAAGCAACCGAGCGCUCACACUGGAUUAGUCAGUCUGUCUUCAUGGACUAGAAGGGAUGGCUGUGCGAGCGAAACUUUUCUCUUUACUCUUAACUUUGUACCUGUUUUUGAACAUCUCUCAAGCGUCACCACCGACUGGAUCAAAGAAAGCGGGUACGGACAGAUGCAACUUUAAGGGUCUCCUGUCCAGUUCUGACGGCAGUGGGCGGAAGGCUGGGGUCACGUUCCGGACCGACAACUGCUCGCUGAACUGGAACCCCUUGGGGAAGCACGCCAUCCAUGAAGUCAGCAACGUCACCUUCAGCCACCUGGCCUGUGACAACCAGGCGGCCGUGGUGGUGCACUGGAUGCCAAGCCCGCUGGGGAUUGAGCAUGUGCGGGGCUUCAGGGUGUAUCUGGAGGAUAAGAACCCAGAGGGCAAGCAGUGCCAGCACAUGGUCCUGAAGGAUCCUCGACAGCUUAACUUCUCCUUCAGGAAUGUGAAAAUGAGCUCACAGCCCUUUCCCGGACUGGAAUUUGAGACCGACUAUAUGAUCCGGAUCGUGCCAUUCCCCACCUUCAUGAACGAAAGCUACUUCCCUCCAUCUUUCCUUCGUACCAAUACUUGUGAAGUACUCCUGGGCUCAGAUAACCUGGUCUGCAAACCAUUCUGGAAGCCCAAGAGCCUGAACAUCUCUCAGCUGGGGUCCAGCCUCCUGGUGGUGUUUGAUCAUGCCCCGCCCACAUUCAGCUUCAGCGCGUACUACGUUUAUUACAGGCUUAGGCAGGAGAGCUCUUUCAGGCUCAAGUGCUGCAAGCCGGAAUCCAGCUCUUACAAAACAACAUGUGUUCUCCCAGAUGUAACGCCAGGAACUUACACAAUCGAGCUCCGAGAUGACAACAACACCACUAGGAGACAAGCCCAGUACCACGUGAGCCAAGUGCACUCCCCCUGGGCGGGGCCUAUCCGGGCCAUGGCCAUCACUGUGCCCCUGGUAAUCAUGUCCGCCUUUGCCACACUCUUCACCGUCAUGUGCCGCAAGAAACAGCAGGAAAACAUCUACUCCCACCUGGACGAAGAGAGCUCUGAGUCGUCCUCUCACACCACUGCCUUAAACGCAGAUAGGCCCUGGCCCCGCCCCAAGGUCUUCAUCUGCUACUCGAGCCGAGACGGCCCCAAGCACCUCGCUGUCGUCCAGAGCUUCGCCAACUUCCUGCAGGACUUCUGCGGCUGUGAGGUGGCUUUGGACCUGUGGGAGCACCUGGAAAUAUGCAAGGAGGGUCAGAUGGCCUGGCUGAGUCGACAGAUCGAGGAGGCCCACUUCAUAAUCACCAUCUGCUCCAAAGGCAUGAAGUACUUUGUGGAGAAAAAGAAUCGGAGGAGCAAAGGAGGGGCCAGCCGAGGGGCGGGGUCAGGAGGGUCAGGAGGGUCAGGGGGCGGGGAUCUGUUUGUGGUCGCCGUGGCGAUGAUCGCGGAGAAGCUGCGGCAAGCGCGGCAGAGCUCGCCGGACCUCUCGCGCUUCCUGGCGGUGUACUUUGACUACUCGCGCGAGAGCGAGGUGCCGGCGGUGCUGGACCUGGCGCCCCGCUUCAGGCUGAUGGACCAGCUGCCGCUGCUGUUCGGCCGGCUGCACUCCCGCCAGCUCAGCCUGCCCGAGCGCGAGCCGCCGCCCCAGAACGUCAGCAAGCGCAACUACUUCCGCAGCCGCUCGGGCCGCGCCCUCUACGUGGCCAUCUGCAACAUGCACCAGUACAUCGCCCAGGAGCCCGACUGGUUCGAGAAGAGGCUGAUGCCUGCCCCUGACCCCGCCCCCAUUCCCGGCCCCGCCCCUGGCCCCGCCCCAUCUCGGGCUCGGACGCGGGCCCCGCCCAUGGAGAAGUUCGACUCUGGGCUGGUGCUGAAUGAGGUGGUGCUGAGGACCCUGCCCCCAGAGGGGGAGUGCCCGCUGACGAGUAACGCGCUUGUCCUCGCCUCCGUCGGCCCGGGGCCCAGCUCUGCCUCAGGCCCCGCCUCCUUGCAGGGGGAGCCCGAGGGCCCUGCCUCCCAGGACAGCCUCCCCAGCGCCCCCCUUGGCCCCCUCCCGCACACAGACGGCUCGGCCAGCCCCCCCGAAAUGCCCCGGGACUCUGGGAUUUAUGACUCAUCGGUGCCCUCCUCAGAGCUCUCCAUCCCCCUGAUGGAGGGGCUGUGCCCAGACCAGGCCGACUCCUCCUCCCUGACCGACAGCGUGUCUUCCUCCUCUGGCCUGGGAGAUGAGGAGCCCCCUGCUGUCAGCUCUCUGCACUGCGCCGGCUCCACCAUCUGCAAGGCAGAGCUGCACCACCACAGCCUGGAACCAAGUGAAGGACUGGCCACAGUGGCAUCGUUGUAGUGCCCGUUGCCUGGACAUGCAUUGCCACUUUACUGCCUUGUCUUCCAGCAGAAGUGCACUUAUUUGGGCCUUUCCCCAGCGGACCCACCCCCCCCCCCCAGCCCAUGCCCAAUGUGUUAGGUCAUCUGAAGAGGGGUGCGGGAACCUCCAGAGACCCUCUUGCCUCAUGUUGUCAUAAUCAACUGUAAUUCAUCUUUUCUGUGGAGUUUGGCGAACAAAAAAAAAAGUCCUUUUUUUGCUCCACCAACUUUUUGAAGAAGAAGAAAAAAUAACGUGUGGCGUCUGCAAUCUGCUGGAACUUGCGAAAGGCUGGGCACUGUUUGACCAAAGUGGUUGUGUUUUCAUGCAGCCUUGUCUCCUGUAGUGGUAUAACAUGGUGUAUAUGUUGUAGAGUGGCUCACAUCACCUGUAGAAAGCGUCCCUUCAUGGUUACCAGUUCAGCACCCCCCACCCAACUGUUUUUUUAAUAUCGCUACUUACUGGGUGGUGUUGCCAUGAGCCAGUGGUAAUCAUCAAGGUACAGUCUUUGGGAAAGUGUGAUUGAGUACGUAUUUGUACGUGGGUUUCUCAGUUUUUAUUUAUUGUUUUUUUGUUUUUAAAUGACUGGUCUCGCAUAUGCAUAUGAACAUGCCUGGAGAUGCCCUUGUCAUCUACUUCUGAGGUAGCCCACAGAAAAAAUAUGGUUAAUUGAGGCUGAAUAUGAGAGUCAAAGCACUUUUGAGAUACUAGUUCACAGAUUGUGCUUUGUAUAUAUUUUUUAAGAUUCGUUUUGUUCAACAUUAUCACCCUACAGUGCUAGAAAUAUAACUGCCCAAAGUUUGCAUAGAUCAGUUACUCAGUGGACAUUAGAAAUGUCUAUUUGGUUCAUUCUUUUGUGUAAUUUCUGGAAAUUGCAAAGGCCCAAAUAAAAAAUUGUAUAUUCUGUUAUAAUCACAUCAGAUUUCAUCAUAAUUAACUUGUCUCUCAGCUGUAAAUGACAGAGAUUAUAACAAGCUAUGUUAGUGGUCCUUAGCACUGUGAAAUCAUGGAUUCGGGUCCUCUUGUAUGGCAUAAACACUAUUUUUAUGGACAUUCACACUUGUUUUUAGUCGUUUUAAAACUUUUAUCCAAAUCCAAAUCCUCCUUUUGUUCAUUGUGUAGCUGUAGAGACUGGAUCGAUGCCUUUCAUAGAGUUCGAUGGGGAAUAAAACUGAAAAUGCCGUCCACCAUCUAGUUUACUUUAAAUGGGUCCACUUCUUUGUACUUUGCAAACUUUGUUCUGUUAAUGUUUUAUAUAUAGUUUAGGAUAUUAGACAUCAUUUCUACAUUAUAUAUAAACUCUGUACUGUUUUAUAGUACCCUAAUGUAGGAAAUAAGCACCAAAUAAAACUCUGAAUUUUAUUAAUGAUGA